CAACUUUGCAGGCACUGCAGUCUUCACCAAAUACUUCUCUUGGCAUCUUUUGUCCCUCUCUUUCUCUCUCUAUAUAUCAUUGGUUGCUAUACUUACCAACCAACCAAAGGCAUCAUCUUUUGAAAUGAGAAGUAAGUUCCCUAUUGGGUUUCUUCUCCUUGUAGCCGCCACCUUUGUGGUGGCUUACUCUACUGGUAACUUAUACCAAGACUUUGAAAUAACAUGGGGUGAUAACCGUGCCAAAAUCCUUGAAAAUGGACAGCUUCUCACACUGUCCCUGGACAAGGUCUCUGGCUCUGGCUUUCGUUCCAAAAAUGAGUACUUGUUUGGAAAAAUUGACAUGCAGCUUAAGCUCGUGCCUGGUAACUCUGCUGGCACCGUCACAGCCUAUUAUCUAUCUUCUCUGGGGUCUGCUCAUGACGAAAUAGACUUUGAAUUUCUUGGUAACUUAAGUGGUGAUCCAUAUGUUCUUCAUACAAACGUAUUCACACAAGGGAAGGGUAACAGAGAGCAGCAGUUCUACCUGUGGUUCGACCCCACCAAGGAUUUCCACACAUAUUCCGUUCUAUGGAAUCCUCAAAGCAUCAUAUUCUCUGUGGAUGGGACACCAAUAAGGGAGUUCAAGAAUUUGGAGUCAAAAGGGGUUCUUUUUCCAAAGAACCAAGCCAUGAGGAUAUACUCAAGCCUUUGGAACGCUGAUGAUUGGGCCACAAGGGGUGGACUUGUGAAGACAGAUUGGAGCCAAGCCCCAUUCACUGCCUCAUAUAGAAACUUCAAUGCACAAGCUUGUAUUUGGACUUCUUCAGGGUCCUCUUGUUCUUCCAAAGUUUCUCCAAAUUCAGGCCAAUCAUGGUUGGGACAAUCAAUGGACGCAACGGGACAAGCCAAAAUUCAUUGGGUGCAAAACAACUACAUGAUUUACAACUACUGCACUGAUACCAAGCGUUUCCCACAAGGCCUUCCUCCCGAAUGCUCACUUGCAUGAAAAACCAUUACAUGUUUAAAAAAAAAAGCCCCACAUAGGACGCAUGUCAUACGUGAACUUCUUUUCUUCGUUUUCUUGUAUGAAUUAAUACUAAAAACUAGGAUUGUUGGUUUAUAUUUUGUUGUGCAUUCCAUUGUUUGUGAAAAUAAGCUUUUAAAAUGAGAUUUGUGGCAUUGUAUUGUAUAUAUGCUGAAAUUGUAAAUUAUUUUCAUUAAUAAAUUUGUUUUGAGAGUUG
Gastrolobium bilobum is the source of this 1220-nucleotide messenger RNA. RefSeq names its product probable xyloglucan endotransglucosylase/hydrolase protein 23. The transcript is spliced from 3 exons. The record is from RefSeq and is a predicted model, not a curated record. The coding region runs from base 125 to 985 and encodes 286 amino acids. Lineage: Eukaryota; Viridiplantae; Streptophyta; Magnoliopsida; Fabales; Fabaceae. Gene Ontology annotation, biological process: xyloglucan metabolic process; cell wall biogenesis. Gene Ontology annotation, molecular function: xyloglucan:xyloglucosyl transferase activity; hydrolase activity, hydrolyzing O-glycosyl compounds. Gene Ontology annotation, cellular component: cell wall; apoplast.